Messenger RNA from Suillus paluster, 1042 nucleotides. RefSeq lists its product as uncharacterized. The coding region runs from base 118 to 774 and encodes 218 amino acids. The transcript is spliced from 4 exons. Lineage: Eukaryota; Fungi; Basidiomycota; Agaricomycetes; Boletales; Suillaceae. The record is from RefSeq and is a predicted model, not a curated record.
GCUUCCGGGCGUCUCGGUUACAGUUCUGACUACUUGUCCGACAAAUUGACGCCCUUAUGUGCUUAUAAAGACCGCAAAAUAUCCCAGACAUCCCAAUUAUAUACCACGCAUUUCAUUAUGAAUCCCUACGCAGGUCGUUGGCCUACCGACUGGCAACAAGGACAAUACAACCCUCAUGUAUACAUCCCCCCAUCGUAUUACAACCAGCCAUAUUAUAAUGAUCAACCGGCAGGAUGGCACACCGUCUUCGAUCGCUCACGACCAACAUCCAAAUGGACCGCUCUAAACCCUAUUCUUGCAUCAGAUAUGACCCACGUGCGCUACGAUAUCCGCAAGCCUCCGCGUGAAGGGAUCAUGAUAUCUACAUGGCAGCAAAUUAGCCAUGUUCCAGCACUCGCGUCGCCCACACACGAGGUCCACAUCAUCUCGAAGGCAUUCCCUUGGUCAAUCAACAUCCGUGCGCCUGCUGGGUCUGUAGUCACGUGUGGUGCGGUCUUUGAUGCAUUGCAUGCAAUGCUACAGGAGCCUAUCGCAGACUCGGAGUGGGGAAUCGUGGCUCUUGAUAAAACGCGGAGAGAAGCGAUUGAGAAAGCGGCGAAGGCGAGACAAGAUAAAGAUAAAGACAAGGAAAAACGGCUGAAGAGAGUUGACUGGCUGGGGGACACGCCAAUGUUUAAGGGGUUAGAGAAGGACGAGGACUUUGAGAAGAAGAGGCUGUUACCCGGAAGUGCGGGUGUCGCGGAGACAUGGGUGGUGAGAUUUGGAAAACCGUGAUGGUAACCUAUAUUCGACGAUGAUUAUCAUGGGAGUUUUAUGGUAUCUUUCUCGUCUUUGUUCUCGGGACCCGUGUAACGACUUAUCCUCAUGCCUAUACUUCUAAAUGCAAUAUACACUACGGCUGUACAUCACUUAUAAUUGUGAUUAUCAUCGAGAGCGCAUCAUAAUAUUGAUCUUUGAGGCGUCCAAACGCCAUUGAUUUUAUAUAUCUUCAUCAACAGUAUCACGGCGUAUCACCAGGCCCCAGGUUGAAGAUGAUAUCAUG